GAAAAGUGGUGUUCUCAACAGUUCUUACUUUGUUACUGUUUAAUAUUAAGAUUACAGUGAAGGCAAUUGAUAAUAAUUUAUAAAAUAUUCAUAGUGAAGAAAGACUUGUAUUUAUUAUCUUAUGAAAAUAUGUUAAAACCGAAAGCUCUUACACAAGUUCUGAGUCAAGCCAAUACAGGUGGAGUAGAAAAUACUUUAUUGUUAAAUAGAGAUGGUGGUUUAUUAGCUUAUAGUGGUUAUGGGGAUAAAGAUGCAAGAGUAACUGCUGCAAUUACAAGCAAUAUCUGGUCAGCUUAUGAAAAAAAUGGACGAAAUGCAUUUAAGGAGGAUGAAUUACAAUUUGUAUUAAUGGAUUGUGUGGAGGGCAAAGUUGUAAUCACGGAAGUAGCAAAUUUGCUGUUAUGUUUAUAUGCAAAAGAAAAUGUAGGAUUUGGUUUAUUAAGAGAAAAAGCACAAGCUCUAGCAAGAUAUCUUGAUCAGCCACUAAAAACAAUAGCCAAUAUGCCUUGAACAUCAUAUAUAUAUAAUACUUUUUGUUAUCUAUGGUAUAUUAUGUAUAAUACUGUGCUGAUAUUCCAUACUCCUAAUACUUUUUUAGUAAUUUUUUGUAAGAAUUUAUGAUUUGUACAACUCUGUAAAUAAUAUAUUUUUAAUAAAUCGAAAGUUUGUUAGUUUAAAAA
Messenger RNA from Colletes gigas, 680 nucleotides. It is a transcript of the gene Lamtor2, whose product is annotated as ragulator complex protein LAMTOR2. The record is from RefSeq and is a predicted model, not a curated record. Bases 130 to 510 code for a protein of 126 amino acids. Gene Ontology annotation, molecular function: molecular adaptor activity; guanyl-nucleotide exchange factor activity. Gene Ontology annotation, biological process: cellular response to amino acid stimulus; positive regulation of TOR signaling. The transcript has 3 exons. Lineage: Eukaryota; Metazoa; Arthropoda; Insecta; Hymenoptera; Colletidae. Gene Ontology annotation, cellular component: Ragulator complex.